This is a messenger RNA of Habropoda laboriosa, 568 nucleotides long. It is a transcript of the gene Ggamma30A, whose product is annotated as guanine nucleotide-binding protein subunit gamma-e. The record is from RefSeq and is a predicted model, not a curated record. Gene Ontology annotation, biological process: sensory perception of taste; phospholipase C-activating G protein-coupled receptor signaling pathway. The transcript has 3 exons. Gene Ontology annotation, cellular component: heterotrimeric G-protein complex. The coding region runs from base 151 to 369 and encodes 72 amino acids. Gene Ontology annotation, molecular function: G-protein beta-subunit binding. Lineage: Eukaryota; Metazoa; Arthropoda; Insecta; Hymenoptera; Apidae.
UAAGGUGAGUGCUACACUCUAAUACUCGGCUACGACUAUCGGACCAACUUCCUGUGACACGUGUCCAUUUCUGCUCAUAGAAACUCUGCCUGUUAGAGGCGCAAGCGCUAUUCGUCUCUUAUCUGGCAAAAGGGAGGCGCGGCUAUAACCAUGGAUCCCAGUGUACUCGCCAACAUGGACAAGGACGUACUAAAGAAACAGAUCGAGAACAUGAAGUACCAGGCUAGUAUGGAACGGUGGCCCCUGUCGAGAAGUAUUGCCGCGAUGAGGGAGUACGUGGAAGAGAACGAGAAGACUGACCCGCUAAUACACGCGCCCGACAAGAAGAACAAUCCCUGGGCCGAGAGAGGCAAAUGCAUAAUCAUGUAAUCAGGACAUAGAACCGCAUGGGAGUAGGAGAAGAAGGAGAAGAAGCGGGGAGGAAGCAUCUGAGCGAACACCAUCUGAAGCGACCACGGGGGAGAAGGGAUGGAGGGGGCGAGCGGAUAAUCAUUUAACCGCGUUUCUAAGUGAAACCAAAAAGAAAGAGAGAAGAAACCGGGAAGAACGACAAAAAAAAAAAAAAGAC